Messenger RNA from Pelodiscus sinensis (Chinese soft-shelled turtle), 1481 nucleotides. Its product is annotated as olfactory receptor 10A4-like. Gene Ontology annotation, molecular function: G protein-coupled receptor activity; olfactory receptor activity. Gene Ontology annotation, cellular component: membrane. Lineage: Eukaryota; Metazoa; Chordata; Testudines; Trionychidae. The record is from RefSeq and is a predicted model, not a curated record. Gene Ontology annotation, biological process: G protein-coupled receptor signaling pathway.
UCUUCAUUACUGAGCAUAAAAAGUUGGCUGGGGGUGUAACACGGAGUGAGCACUCUAGAAAUACACACCCAUCAUUGAUACUCACAAGAUCAGGUGCAAAACUGAGACAUAGCUACAACUAGGACAGUCAUGUCCAGCAAAUCACAACUUUUUAUAGACACCUUACAAGACAUACCUUACAAUACGCAUCAUAAUGAUCUCAUAACCCUGUCACAAUCAUCUAGCUAUGAUGUAUCUGGCAGACAGAGUCCCAGGGACAUCAGCAGACGUCUGGCUUCAAGAAAGCCACGGUAACUAAUUGAGCACAUCCAGCACCUGCAGCGAGGAGAUGGAGCCGCUCUUCUCAAACAAGCUAGGCCACGGAUGAGCUACGAAACCCCCCAGCCGUUCUGCCACUGACGUCCAUCAGCGUCGGGCCUUCAUCUCCAAAGGGAGCCAGAGUAUCCUGAGGCUUUGAAGAGCUCUGAAAAUAUCCCCGGACUGCCCACAACAACAGUCAAGACGGUCAUCACUUCCUAAUGAUGACCAGUUCUGAGAGCGAUCCUGGCAAGAAUCAGACCAUCUCCGAUGGGUUCAUCCUGGUGGGGUUUUCCUACCUUAACAAGCUGCAAAUCCUUCUUUUUCUGGUGCUUCUGUUCCUCUACCUGGCCAUACUGUUGGGAAACCUGCUCGUUAUCCUCCUGAUAAAGCUAAACCCCUCCCUCCACACCCCCAUGUAUUUCUUCCUGGUCAACCUGUCCUUCUUGGGAAUCUGCUUCACCACCAGUGUGAUUCCUCAACUGCUGGUUCACUUGCUGGUGGAGAAAAAGACCAUCUCCUUUGCGGGCUGCGCAGCCCAGAUGUACGUCAUCACCAUCACAGGCCUCACAGAAUGCUGCCUCCUUGCAGCCAUGGCCUAUGACCGCUACGUGGCUAUCCGCCACCCCUUGCACUACACAACCAUCAUGAGUGGCCGGGCGUGUGCACAGCUCAUGGGUGCUUCAUGGUUCAUCGGCAUCUCUGUUGAAGUUGCUCAGACAACGUGGAUCUUCAGCCUGCCCUUCUGUGGAUCCCACCGUAUCCACCACUUCUUCUGUGACAUCCCACCCGUGCUGAAGAUGGCCUGCACUGACACAUCCAAAAACGAGAUCAUGGUCUUUACUGUGUCAGUUCUCUUCAUCCUGGGCCCUUUUCUAUUGAUAAUCCUGUCCUAUGUCCUUAUUAUCUUCACCAUAAUCCAGCUGCCGUCAGCAGAGGGCAGGCGUAAAGCCUUCUCCACCUGCUCCUCCCACCUCAUGGUGGUGACGUUGUUCUAUGGACUGGCCCUUAUCACCUACAUGGGGCUUGGGUCUAGCUCCAGCCCAGAGAGUGAUCAAGUGAUUGUGCUAAUAGACAUAAUUGUGGCACCGCUGUCAAAUCCCAUAAUAUACACUCUGAGGAACAAGGAGGUGAAGGGAGCCUUCAGGAAAACAGUAGAGAAAAACAUAUUUUCCCGCAGUUGA